Torulaspora globosa is the source of this 1659-nucleotide messenger RNA. RefSeq names its product Met4p (gene MET4). Gene Ontology annotation, cellular component: nucleus; Cbf1-Met4-Met28 complex. The coding region runs from base 1 to 1659 and encodes 552 amino acids. Lineage: Eukaryota; Fungi; Ascomycota; Saccharomycetes; Saccharomycetales; Saccharomycetaceae. The transcript has a single exon. Gene Ontology annotation, molecular function: DNA-binding transcription activator activity, RNA polymerase II-specific; RNA polymerase II transcription regulatory region sequence-specific DNA binding. The record is from RefSeq and is a predicted model, not a curated record. Gene Ontology annotation, biological process: regulation of transcription by RNA polymerase II.
AUGAGCGAGAACAGAGGUUCACCCUCGUAUGGUGAGAGUUUUAUUAAUCUUUUUGGGGCGGACAGUCCGUUGAAGAGCGAGGAUGCGGGCCGAGACGAGAAUGGGACUGUUUCGCAGAGCGACUCCGCGCCGCCUGCGUCUCUGCUCGCGGAGGGAGCGUCGAUGGGGCAUGGGAUGGGGGAUACAGACGCUACACCGAGUAUACUGCUGGAGCAGCUGGCGUAUGUGGAUAAUUUCAUGUCUUCGCUGGAGCAGGACUAUGCGACGCUGGACUCGUGGAUCAUAGGCGAGAACCAGGACUCUCUCGGUGGGAUGAUGGGAGAGAGGUCUCUGGCGCUGGACGAGAGGCUGGCGACGGAGUUGAGCGCGUUCGCUGAUGACUCAUUUAUCUUCCCGGAUGAAGACAAGAGACAGCAGCUGGGCCACGGAGACGGCGAAGGCGACUGCGACGGCAGCGACAGUGACCGUGGUAGCGGGCGUGACGGCGGCAACGAGUCGAGCGGGGGCGGGAGGUCGCAUUUUCUGACACAGAGACGUAACACUUUCUUGACCUCGCAGUAUGACCACAGUAAGUCUCGGUUUUCGAGCCGACGGAGGCGCGGGAAGGAGCAGCCAAACGGCGGUGGACCUAGCGAUGCCGGUCCGCGGGUUCCAUCUCCGGCACAGGAUCACGGCGGGUUUGUAAACGUUGACAUUACGCCGAACGGCUCAAACGCUUUCUUUGCGCCGACGGUACCGUCGCCGCUGACCAACUUGGUGGCGUCGCAGCCGUAUUCUGUGUCGAACAGUCCCGAGAACGUUGGGAUCAGGAGACCGAGCUCGACCAAGGAGGAGCCGCUGCCGGUGGCAGCGGAUAGAGCGCCGGUCAUUCACAUGCCGGAUUAUUCAAAGAUACCGACGUCGACGCUGGUGGCUCUGCUGCCGAAAGUGGCGGUUCCGCCCGGCGCCUAUCAAGCGCUGAUCAAGCAGGGACUGGGCGCGGAUCAGAUCGAUGCCAUCGCAGUGAUCAUAGCUCACCACGAGAAAGAGAAACAGAGACAGAAAGGCAGCGAGCAUGUGGACCGUGGAGCGGGUUCCAGUGGUGAUUCCAAGAUCGAGAGAAGUGCUUCGUUCCUUUUCGACAUACUGUCGAACAUCACGCAGUCCCGGAGACCAUCGCAGCCUUCAUCAGACUCGAGUUCUGUGAGGGAAAAGUCGCCUGUUAGAAGGGGAAGCUCGUCGAUGUUGAGUGAGAUGGCUGAAGAUGGUACUGCAGCCCAGACGGGGCCGCUAAAGAGGUCCGCGGAUGAGAUCACAGCGGACUCGGAGUCGGCCGCCGAAGAAAGCAGGUCUUUGGGGAAGCGGAAAGCUCCAAAACCUGUACCGAACUCGAGAGCGGCGCAAAAAUUGCCUUUAAAGAGAAAAAUCAAGGAGACCCAGCUAGAGACUUCGAUCCAUGAACUAAGCGAAUUGGCCACCUCUUUGCAGCAAAAAAUUCAUACGCUGGAGACGGAAAACGAGGUCCUGAAGAAGCUUGUAAUAUCAAGUGGUGAGCUGGAAGGCAUCGAGAAGGCUGAAAAGAUCAAGACAGAGCUGCUGAAGCAGCUUAAUGAGAAGCAGAAGAAAAGCGACGAGCCCGACGGCGAGCCCGCCGCGUCACAGAACGAUACCAUCAUAUAG